This is a messenger RNA of Triticum dicoccoides, 666 nucleotides long. Its product is annotated as hydroxycinnamoyltransferase-like. The record is from RefSeq and is a predicted model, not a curated record. Gene Ontology annotation, molecular function: acyltransferase activity, transferring groups other than amino-acyl groups. The annotation marks the transcript as partial. Lineage: Eukaryota; Viridiplantae; Streptophyta; Magnoliopsida; Poales; Poaceae. The transcript has a single exon.
AUGGCGGUGCCUUGUUACGACUCUGGCAGCCUGCCCAUCCGCGUGUUGAGCCACCGCCUCGUGAAGGCCUCAGACCCCUCCAUCGAGCCGCACGUGGCCGCCGUCUCCAACCUCGACCUUUACCCGAACAUCGUGCAAGCCUCCAUAGUGUGCCUCUACCCCAAGCCCAAGCUUCCGAAGCUAGCUGCCGGGGACUUUAGCGCGGUCGUGGCGGUCUUCGAGGGGUUCUUGCCGUCCCUGCUCAACCACUUCUACCCUCUCGCAGGGCGCAUCGUCACCAACCCAACAUCGGGGCUCCCCGAGCUCCACUGCCACAACCAAGGCGCGGAGCUUAUCGUCGGCGAGGUGGGCGUCGCUCUGGGGAGCCUGGACUAUAGCCAGACGGAGGAGUCUCUGAAGAAGGUGAUGCUGUCGUACCCUGAGGAUGUGACUCUGUCGGUGCAGCUGCUGUCGUUCUCCUGCGGCGGCUUCUCCGUCGUGUGGGGCAACAACAACCUCGUCAGCGACGGCCACGCCAUCACCAUGAUGGUCCGGAUGUGGUCUGAGCUGGUGCGGACGGGGACGAUCGCCACCGAGGACGUCCCCAACCACGACCGCUCGGUGUUCCGUGCCCGCGACCCGCCCUCGUACGGUGUCAAGGUCGGCGACAUGUUCGCCGCGUACGAC